Bombyx mandarina (wild silkworm) is the source of this 1185-nucleotide messenger RNA. RefSeq names its product Salivary gland secretion 4. The record is from RefSeq and is a predicted model, not a curated record. Lineage: Eukaryota; Metazoa; Arthropoda; Insecta; Lepidoptera; Bombycidae.
AUGGAGCGUAUUGUUCCUUUAAUAUUUCUCACUUUGUUUUGUGUGUUUGCGGAUUCACAAGUGAUCUCAUCGUUUAAAACAACAAAAACAAAUAAAUUCAGAUUGCCGCUAUGCGGCUGUCAAAAACAACUAGAAAUGCCAAAUUAUGGAUCCGGGGUGCCAAUUGAUUCGAACUUCAAUUGUGGCUGUAUAGAUGCUUGCGGGUGCCAAGUCCCGUAUCUAAACAUUCUAGAUUUACCUUUUCUAGCAUCAUUUGCCAGUUCUAUACCUAUCGAGGCUUAUAGUUAUUUAUUGCCAGAAGUCGGUGACUUCGUUCGCGCUCCAAUACCUCGAGUACCAUCAUCCGUCGCAGAUGUACCGAAUUGCGUAUGCCAAAUGCCGAACUGCGGAUGCCAUAUUGCCGAUUGUGGAUGCCAACGAAACAAAUUCGGUGGCCCGGUUCAGAAUUAUAGAUAUCCGCUGAAUAAAUGUGAAUGCAGGAUUCCGGAAUGCGCAUGCCAAGGUUUUGGUUACGGAUGCCCGAAUUGCGCUCGGCCAUUGACAGAAUGCAGAUGCCAAAAUUUGAACUGUGGAUGUCAAGCAGGAGCUUGUAACUGCCAGAAUAGCCCAUGCACUUGUCAAAUUAGCUCGUGCACUUGCCAAAGCAGCCCAUGCACUUGUCAAAGUAUCCCGUGCGCUUGCCAAAGUAGCCCAUGCACCUGCCAAAGUAACCCAUGCACCUGCCAAAGUAACCCAUGUACUUGCCAACGUAAUCAAUGUACUUGCGAGAGUGACCUCGGUAUUUGCAAGGCCCUACAAAUGCCAAACAUCAUUGAUUUCUUGACUUCAAUAGAAAUGCCUUACCCUCAAAGUACUUACAGUCCUCCCUACGACUUUACCUCUUACUACGGAUUAUCUGUGCCAAGCUGCAACUGUCAACCAAACUGCGCCUUUGGCCCGGUUCAAUUACUACCAAACCCAUACGACAGUCCGCCUUUUGAUAUGUUUGGAUACAACUACGAUCUACCUGCCUGCUCGUGUGGAUGCCAUUUGGAAAUUCCAAUAAGUGGAUUGGAGCUACCGAAGUGUGCUUGUCAGUUACCGAACUGCUGUUGCCGAGACGGGAUAUGUAACUGCGGGAUGGACUGCGGCUGCGGGUGUGGGAAAUAUCUACGUCAGAUCACAUUGCAACCGCCAUUCUUGUGA